Messenger RNA from Peromyscus eremicus (cactus mouse), 1694 nucleotides. RefSeq names its product all-trans-retinol dehydrogenase [NAD(+)] ADH4. NCBI's taxonomy places the organism in Eukaryota, Metazoa, Chordata, Mammalia, Rodentia, Cricetidae. The record is from RefSeq and is a predicted model, not a curated record. Gene Ontology annotation, biological process: formaldehyde catabolic process. The transcript has 9 exons. Gene Ontology annotation, cellular component: cytosol. The coding region runs from base 84 to 1217 and encodes 377 amino acids. Gene Ontology annotation, molecular function: S-(hydroxymethyl)glutathione dehydrogenase [NAD(P)+] activity; zinc ion binding.
CCUCAGUGCAGGACACAGAGCAUUCUGGGUAGAGGUGAAAGGCCAGUCAGAAAGACACUUCCAAAACAAGCUGACUAAGGAAGAUGGGCACCAAGGGAAAAGUUAUUACAUGCAAGGCAGCCAUUGCCUGGGAAACAGGCAGUCCCCUUUGCAUUGAAGAAGUUGAAGUGUCUCCCCCUAGGGCUGGCGAAGUUCGAAUUCAGGUAAUCGCCAUGUGCGUGUGCCCAACUGACAUCAACGCUACCAACCCUAAGAAGAAAGCUCUCUUCCCAGUAGUCCUUGGCCAUGAGUGUGCAGGAAUUGUAGAAAGUGUUGGGCCAGGAGUGACCAACUUCAAACCAGGUGACAAAGUAAUUCCAUUCUUUGCACCGCAGUGUAAAAAGUGCAAGUUCUGUCUGAGUCCUCUUACAAACCUCUGUGGGAAAAUCCGGAACUUUAAAUACCCCAAUACUGAACAAGUGCUCAUGGAAGACAGAACAAGCAGAUUCACCUGCAAAGGAAAACCAAUUUACCAUUUCAUGGGAGUCAGUUCAUUCUCUCAGUACACUGUAGUUUCAGAAGCCAAUCUUGCCAGAGUUGAUGAUGACGCAAACUUGGAGAGAGUUUGUCUGAUUGGAUGUGGGUUCUCAUCAGGCUACGGGGCUGCCAUCAACACUGCCAAGGUCACCCCUGGCUCUACCUGUGCUGUCUUUGGCCUGGGCUGUGUAGGUCUUUCUGCAGUAGUUGGAUGUAAAAUGGCAGGUGCUUCCAGAAUCAUCGCUAUUGACAUCAACAGCGAGAAGUUUCCAAAAGCCAAGGCCCUGGGAGCCACUGACUGCCUUAAUCCCAAGGACCUAGAUAAACCCAUCCAGGAUGUCAUCACUGAACUGACCAACGGAGGUGUGGAUUUCUCCCUUGACUGUGCAGGAACAGCUCAGACCUUGAAAGCAGCGGUGGAGUGCACGAUAUUUGGCUGGGGAUCAUGUACUGUGGUUGGAGCAAAGGUUGAAGAAAUGAAUCUAUCCACUGUGGACUUUAUAAUGGGCCGUUCUAUAAAUGGAACGUUCUUUGGUGGUUGGAAAAGUGUAGAUUCUGUCCCAAACCUGGUUACUGACUACAAAAAUAAGAAAUUUGAUCUGGACAUACUGGUGACCCAUACCCUACCUUUUGACAAAAUCAAUGAGGCAAUUGACCUGAUGAACCAAGGAAAAAGCAUCCGAAUAAUCCUGACCUUUUGAAGAUGCAGCAGCAUCCAAAUAAUCCUGACCUUUUGAAGAUGCAGAAAUAAAUUAGAAUAUUAUCUGAUUGGAUAUGAGUCUGUCUGGUUGACUUACUACUUCACAGAUGAGCCAAAGAAAGCUAUGAGUUUAAGCACAAGUUUACACUUCACACCUCAACUUAAAUAAACUAUAAAUUGUAUAGCAAGUGCACCUAUAAAACAUAUUCAGAUUUCCUAUAUGAAAUAACUGAUGCUAGAUCUGUGGCUCAGAGGAACAUCCCUUGCUUAGCAUGUGCAAAGUCUUGAGUUCAAAGCCCAGAAAAAUAAAUGGAUGAGGAAUGAAUAAGAUACCUGGAUAAAUAGAAUCAUAUGUUAGGAAUUGUUUAAAACUAUUUCUCAGAAGUAGAGGUGGGAAAUAAAAAAUAAUAAUAAGAUUGGCUGUAUGUUUGUAACUUCUUAAGAUGAGGAUGAAUACAUGGAAUUUCAUUAUACUAUU